UAAGAAGCAAUUUACAAUGGCAGGAGGAAGCGUUGGAAGAAGCUUAACUGAAACACCUACUUGGGCCGUUGCAGUUGUUUGCUUUGUUAUACUUUCUAUUUCUAUCUUCAUUGAACACAUUUUCCACAUCAUAGAAAAGUGGUUGAAGAAGAAGCAUAAAAGUGCCUUGUAUGAGUCACUUGAAAAGAUCAAAUCAGAGCUAAUGUUACUAGGGUUCAUAUCAUUGCUCCUAACAGUAGGAGAAGGUUUAAUAUCAAGAAUAUGUAUAUCAGAAAAAGUUGCAGCCACAUGGCAUCCAUGUAGCAACAAUGCAAAUAUUGAAUCAGAUGAUGAAGAGUUAAUAGACCAUGAAACCGGUGGCAGCCGGAGAUUACUAGCCGCGUUGCUUGCUUCUCAAGGCGACAAUCACCACCGUAUUUUGGCUGGUGGAGGAGGUGACAAAUGUGCAGAAGAGGGAAAAGUAGCAUUUGUAUCAGCAGGGGCCAUUCAUCAACUCCAUAUAUUUAUAUUUGUGCUUGCUGUUUUUCAUAUCCUCUACUGCAUACUUACUCUGGCUCUAGGUAGAGCAAAGAUGAGAAGGUGGAAAAGAUGGGAAGAGGCAACCAAGACACCUGAGUACCAAUUUUCACACGAUCCUGAAAGAUUCAGAUUCGCUAACGAGACUUCGUUUGGAAGAAGACACUUAAGUUUCUGGACCAAAAAUCCUGUCCUCAUUUGGAUUGUAUGUUUUUUUAGGCAAUUUGUAAGGUCAGUUCCUGAAGUGGAUUACUUGACCUUAAGGCAUGGAUUUAUGAUGGCACAUUUGGCUCCUCAAAGUCACCUGAAGUUUGACUUUAGACAAUACAUCAAAAGAUGUUUGGAAGAAGACUUCAAAGUUGUUGUUGGAAUCAGUCCUCCAAUUUGGUUCAUCACAGUGUUCUUCCUCCUGUUCCAUACUCAUGGGUGGCACUCUUAUCUAUGGCUACCAUUUCUUCCUUUGAUUAUUGUCCUAUUAGUUGGAACAAAGCUGCAAGUGAUCAUAACUCAAAUGGGUCUUAGAAUUCAAAAACAAGGAAUGGUGGUAAAGGGUGAGCCAGUGGUGCAACCUAGGGAUGACCUCUUUUGGUUUAACAAACCUAGACUUAUUCUCUUCCUUAUUAAUUUUGUACUCUUUCAGAAUGCCUUCCAGCUUGCUUUCUUUUCAUGGACUGCUCUUCAAUUUGGGGUGACAUCCUGUUACAAUUCACGUAAAGAUGGUGUUGUCAUUAGAAUUUGCAUGGGAGUCUUCGUUCAAAUCCUUUGCAGCUACGUCACUCUCCCUCUCUAUGCUCUCGUGACGCAGAUGGGUUCGACCAUGAAACCAACCAUAUUCAACGAAAGAGUAGCUACAGCUCUACGGAAUUGGCACCACACCGCAAGGAAGAACAUAAAGCACAACCGUGGAUCGGGCUCUCAAACCCCAUUUUCAAGUCGGUCCAUAACUCCGGCACGUUCAAUGUCUCCGGCCCAAAUCCUUCGUCAUUACCGCAACCAAAUGGACACUCCAACAAGACUCAAUUUUGAGACCAGUCACCACUAUGAAUCUUAUUCACCCUCACCUUCCAACUCACACCACCACAAGGUUGAGAUCAAUGUUGCUUCUUCCAGCUCAACUCAUCUUCAUGAAAUGGAAAUGGGUCACCUAGCCCAUGUUGAACAACAAGAAGUCAUUAAGCCCAAUAGUAUUUCUGUGGGCUCAGGCCGGCCUCAAUUUGAAAUUGAUAUCCAACAGAGUGAUGAACUCUCAUUUUCAACAAUGCCCACAAAUCAAUUAGAAUGACUAUGGUCGGUUGAUAUUCUCACAACAAUCGUUUCCUAGAAACACAUAAAAAUGAUCAAAAAAACGUAGCGGUAGUUAACUACCGUUGAGUUUCUGUUUAUAAGUCAACGGUAGUUAACUGUUGUUGGAAUUUUUUUGGGUCAUUUCCAUGUGUUUCUAGAAAACAAUGGGUGUGAUUUAAGUGUUUUGGACCUUUUUGUUUAGGUGGUGACAUCUUUUUUUAGGUGCUUUGAUGUUGUAACAGAUAUUAGAGGAUUCAUCAUUUUAGCACACCUUGUACGGGGUGAAUCACUAUAUUUUUGAGUAAUAUAUUCCAUUUUGAUUUGUUCAAAAAAAACAAUUUUCUAUGC
Medicago truncatula (barrel medic) is the source of this 2148-nucleotide messenger RNA. RefSeq names its product MLO-like protein 6. The coding region runs from base 17 to 1798 and encodes 593 amino acids. The transcript has 14 exons. Gene Ontology annotation, biological process: defense response. Gene Ontology annotation, cellular component: membrane. The record is from RefSeq and is a predicted model, not a curated record. NCBI's taxonomy places the organism in Eukaryota, Viridiplantae, Streptophyta, Magnoliopsida, Fabales, Fabaceae.